Molecule: messenger RNA, 327 nt
Organism: Solanum dulcamara
Lineage: Eukaryota; Viridiplantae; Streptophyta; Magnoliopsida; Solanales; Solanaceae
Exons: 2
Coding region: 1-327 (108 amino acids)
Source: RefSeq, a predicted model, not a curated record
AUGAUUAAUCAUGACACUGUUCUAUUGGAUCCAGGAGGCUUUCAAAGACUUAUUGGAAGGUUACUGUACCUUACAAUCACUAGGCCUGAUAUUGCCAUUGCUGUGCAUAACCUCAGUCAGUUGAUGCAUGCUCCCAAGCUGUCUCACAUGGAAGCAGCUCUUAGAGUGUCUACCUCUAUUCAGGGAUUUUGUGAUGCUGAUUGGGAAUCUUGUAUCAACACAAGAAAAUCCAUUACAGGAUAUCUGGUCAUGUUUGUUGAUACAUUGAUUUCUUGGAAGUCCAAGAAACAGGCUACGGUCUCUAAAAGUUCAGCAGAGGCUGAAUAG